GAGGAGGAAGCUUGCAGCGGGCUCAGGGCAGGCAGGUGUUGGAGUCAAGUCUAGAGUAGGGCAGAUGGCUUGGGCCACGGUGAGGAGUUUGAAUUAUGUUCUACUGCUGAGAGAAGUCACUCGAGGCUUAAAGUACAAGGGUGACAUCAUCCUGUCUAUGCUUUUAAAAGAUCAGGCUAGAGCUGUGUCCCUCCAGCUAGUUCGCCACGGAAUCUCCGGAAUCUGGCACCGCUCUGCUCCCCAGUGGGUGCUUCAAAUCCUACGGAAGGAUGUGCUAACUUCCGUACGACCUGGCGAUAGUCAUUUCUUUCUGUGCGUUUAGUUUCUCCACUAGAGUGACAGUCAAUGGGAAUUUCAUGUCUACAACGAUCCGAGGGUCACGACUUAGGCUACCUGCCUCCAGAACCAGCACCAGAAAACCACGCCAUCGGUCCAGAAGGAAAUUGAAAGGAGAGCUCUUUCUCCAGCACCCCAGCCAACGCCCAGCGGCCCCGUCCAGCCAGGGCGAGAGUUCUGAAGAUGCUUCAUCAGCGGAGGUGGAAUCCGCGGGCAAAAGCCAGAACUCCAUUCCCAGAUUGGGCACAACCGUGACCGUAAAGCCCAUUCUCCGGCAGCCCAGUCAACGCUCGGCGGCCCCGCCCGGCCAGGACCAGGGUCCCGCGGUUGCUGCAGCCGCGGAGGUGGGAUCUGCCGGCCAAGGCCAGAGACCGCUCCGCGGAUUGGGCAUAACCGUGAUAGGAGCCUUGCGAUUGGCCUUUCGCAAUGCAGAGGUGGAACUUGAUUCCUGCACCGGGGCCUCAGGGACACAGCAAAAGCCAGAGAAGCUGCAGCUGGGGGCGAUGGCCGCUCCAAGCCCUGGGCCCCGCGAGACCCAGGCCCCCUCCCUGGAAGCUGGGAACAGGCCAAUUGCCUCAGGGAGUCACCGUGGCUUCUUGUUGCGCCUCCGAGACAAGCAGAAUCGAGUGGGCCUGUUUGAGAUCAGUCCAGGGCAUGAACUGCACAGAAUGACACAGAUGUUGCAGGAAGGUCUCUGGGCUGCCACCCAGGUCUCCAUGGACAACCCACCCAAGGGACCUCCCACCCAGAAGGAUUUCUCGGAAGUCAUGACCCAGGUUCACGAAGAGGGCUUCGAGCUGGGAACCCUGGCCGGUCCAGCUUUUGCACGUCUGAGGCAAUACCUAGGCCUGGCUGAAGAAGACUAUCAGGCUACUCUGGGCCCCGGUGGCCCCUACCUUCAAUUUCUCAGCACCUCCAAGAGCAAAGCUAGCUUCUUCCUGUCCCGUGACCAGCGCUUCUUCCUGAAGACCCAGAGGCGCCACGAGGUGCAGGUGCUGCUCGCCCACCUGCCCCGCUACGUGCAGUACCUGCGGCGGCACCCACACACGCUGCUGGCACGGUUGCUGGGAGUGCACAGUCUGCGUGUGGCUCGCGGGAAAAAGAAGUACUUCAUCAUCAUGCAGAGCGUCUUCUACCCUCCCAGCCGCAUCUCUGAGAGGUAUGACAUCAAGGCCUGCGAGCUGAGCCGCUGGGUGGAACCAGUCCCUGAGGGCAGCCCCCUUCUCCUGGUGCUGAAGGACCUCAACUUUCAGGGAAAGACCAUUAACCUGGGACCCCAGCGGAACUGGUUCCUUCGCCAGAUGGAGCUGGACACUGCCUUCCUGCGGGACCUCAAUGUGCUGGAUUACAGUCUCCUGGUGGCCUUCCAGCUCCUCCACGAAGAUGAAAAGGACUGUUUCAGUAUUUUCCGUACAGUCAGAGGCUUUGGGGUGAAGGAGAUUGGAGCAGGAUCCAGACUCCCCACAGUCACAGCCCAACAACGCCUGGAUCAGAUGUUGAAGAAGCAUCCAUGGAGUAGUGUCAUUCAAGCCAGCUCUUACCUAGCACUGCCAAUGGAGCUGAGCACUCCCAGCACUGCCAAUGGAGCUGAGCACUCCCAGCACUGCCAAUGGAGCUGAGCACUCCCAGCACUGCCAAUGGAGCUGAGCACUCCCAGCACUGCCAAUGGAGCUGAGCACUCCCAGCACUGCCAAUGGAGCUGAGCACUCCCAGCACUGCUAAUGGAGCUGAGCACUCCCAGAACUGCUAAUGGAGCUGAGCACUCCCAGUGUGCAUAGGGUAGUCAUCAUGUUGAAGGUUUCCCAAUAGGCUUUUCAUUGCUCCCCACACCUCCCCAGCUUCCAGGUUAAUCCUGCCCACGCUCUUCUGCCACCCAUUUUGAUUGGUCCGUACUGUAAUGGGGCUUGUCUCUCAUUGGUUGUCUUUUCUUCAAGAGCCUGCCCUCAGCAUAUAGCUUUAUAGCAGUGGUUCUCAACCUGUGGGUCUUGACCUCUUCAGGCUGCAUACCAGAUAUCCGGCAUAUCAGAUAUUUACGUUAUGUUUCAUACUGGUAGCAAAAUUACA
Onychomys torridus (southern grasshopper mouse) is the source of this 2400-nucleotide messenger RNA. RefSeq names its product phosphatidylinositol-4-phosphate 5-kinase like 1 (gene Pip5kl1). The record is from RefSeq and is a predicted model, not a curated record. The coding region runs from base 357 to 1955 and encodes 532 amino acids. Gene Ontology annotation, biological process: phosphatidylinositol metabolic process. Lineage: Eukaryota; Metazoa; Chordata; Mammalia; Rodentia; Cricetidae. The transcript has 10 exons. Gene Ontology annotation, molecular function: phosphatidylinositol kinase activity.